GUGGCAGCAGAGAAGACGGAAAAAUGUCGCUGCUUCUUUCUGUACCGUUCUAGGAUCAGUGACCGUCUAGGAAGCUCCGCGGCGGUUCGGUGAGUGGGACAGCCGGCACUAGUUGCAUCCGAGGCUGGGGCUGGAGAAUCCGAUAGAAACUUCCGGUGUGAUGCUGCCAUGAGGGAUUCUAAGCGUCAUUUAUCUGGACAAAGAAAGUGAAAUGUUGUGAGUGUGUGGGAGGUUUUACCUGACAAUAGAGGGAGUCGGCUUCAACCAAAAGCAUUUCAGAACAGUACGUGGGCCUCUGAGGUAACCUGAUCUGAUCAUUAGCUCCUCCUGUAGAUAGAAAGGAAACAUUUCAGCAGACAUGGACCCGUCUACCAGGGUAGUGGGUCUGGAUGCCCAGGGCAACAUGGUUUUCACUGUGGUGAAGCCGGUCAUGGGCAUCUUCCAGGUAGCUUCAGAUCAAGCCAGCGGUGUAGCACAGGGAGGACUGGGCCUGCAGGGUUUAUCUGAAAACACAUUAGUCCUCCCUCAGACCCAGGCUCAGGCUGCACUGGACCAGAACCAGAUGGAAAUGCACAGCAUGCAGCCUCACAUUCAUCCUCAGAUACAGGUUUCUGCUCCGGUUCAGACUGAAGAUGUGUCUCAGAAUCAGGAGCUACAACCAAACUCCAGCAUAAACUCAGAGUCCAGCAGCCAGAUGCCGUUUGCAGAGGUGUCGUCUCUCCUGGAUCCCAACAUGAAAGGAUCUAAGGCUCGUAAAUAUCUCAUCUCGUAUGAUGAAAUUAAAAGGCGUCUGCAGGCUCCAGAGAAGAUGUCUCUGCGGUCUUUAGCAGCGUACACCCGGGUCAGCAGAGGCCCGGCCAGCAAGAAAACCCUUCUGGAGUCUCUGAACGUCCUCGGCCUGACGCCAAGCACAACUACCUCCGUUUCCUCCUCGUUCUCCAAACUCACUGAAGGCGACACCAGAGCUCUGUGUGACGAUAUGAAGGAUUUCGCUCAUGAUUACAUCGACUACAGCAACAUGGCAAAGCAGCUCAUCCCAGAGACAAACACAGUCCAACACUGGUCCAAAAUUAUUGAGACGAAGAACCACCUAGAAGAUAUGAGGAAAUGUUUCAAGGACCCGAUCAACAGCGGCAGCUUCGACAACGUCACUCACGGCCUCGGUCUGGGAAUGCUGGACGUUGCUCUGGACAUGAUCGUCAUGGUGAUUGAACAGCAGAUCCGCAUCCUGUCUGGCGCCGCAGCAUCAGAUCCAGUCGACUCAGGUCUGCCGAUGCGCCGCAUUCGAAGGCGCCAUCGUAAAUCCCGCUCGAUUGACGAGAAGUCUUCCAAGCUGCCUGGAGAGCUGAAAGAUCAGGCAAAGGUCAUCUCAAAAGGCAAGAGUCGAGCCAGAGCCAAGAAGAAGAUGAGACAGGAAAGCCCUGGUCCUGUGGAGACUCAGCCAGAGCCGUGCAAACCGGACGACGUGGAGGGGAACGUCCUGACCCUGGUCUCUGUGGGCUACGAGGCCGUGUCCAGCGGUCUCAGUACAACCGGACCUGUUUGACACGCAGUCACAGGACUUUCUGUUUAAACGGACACUCAGCGAUAACUCUGCUUCAUCCUGCUAUCCACAUCCUGGAGUUAAUCUUAAAGGAAAAGUCUGACUGGAUUUCUCCCAGAGAGUUAAAUAUGUAGCUGGAGCAGCUGGUUAGCUUAGCAUAAAGACUGGCAACACUGGGAAGGACCGGGCUCUGUCCCAGUCUAACAAUCCGAUGUGUUAUUUAUUGAAGCGAUAUUCAAAAACCAAAGUGUAAAAAAUGUAGUGGUUUAACUUAGGAAUGACCGAUAGUCAGUGUAGUCAGCAUUCUUCCAGUAUUGUUAUUUUGUGGACUGAUUCCUGGUAAAAUAGAUGAAUUUUAAAAUAUAUUUCUUCUGUUCUGCCCCACCUACAGCUCAUCUGAUUGGUCACGACUAAUAAAUGUAAAACAUAAAUAAACCAGGCAUUUCAACAGA
Molecule: messenger RNA, 1995 nt
Organism: Amphiprion ocellaris (clown anemonefish)
Lineage: Eukaryota; Metazoa; Chordata; Actinopteri; Pomacentridae
Exons: 5
Coding region: 359-1546 (395 amino acids)
Source: RefSeq, a predicted model, not a curated record